UUUCCUUUUCGAUUUCUUUUUCUUUUUGUUCCCUCUUCAUUGUAUUCCUAUUUCUGUUCCUAUUCCUAUUCCUAUUUCUACUUCCCAUUUUUACCUCUACUUGUCUUGACAAUGCUGAAGAGUCUUGUCCAUGCCCGAGGCAAGGAUAUAUUUCGAGCACCAAUGCUUCAGACAUCCAAUUGGCCAAUCAGAAUCACACGCCACUCUGUCUUUACGUCUCUGUCCUUUCCAUUCGUUUCAUUUCCAAUUCAUUACUCUUCUUUUUCAGUCAACAACUCCACGCUGUUUCAUUAAAAUAAAACCAAAACACCAUUCUCUUUCUUUUUUAUUCUUUAUCUUCAUCUUUACUUUUAUCUUUCUUCUUUCAUGUUCAAAUACGUCAAGGACAUCCUCGAGUCCAUUCGACAAGUUUCUGAGGACGACCUCUUUGAGGCUCAUGUCUCUCAUCGACAACAUGUUCCACGCAUGCGCAUUCGAAACAGCACAUCUCAUCCCUCUGCCUUGGCCUCCAAAGCAGUUGUACCCCAACAGCGCCAUAUGCUACUCCAUUCGUCUUGUCUUAAUCCUUUGGCAAAGGUACCAUCACCAUUAUGUGCUUCGGGCCGGUCAGAGUCCGAUCUGUCCACUCAGAAACGAGCCUUUCAACUGCCUUAUGAGAUCAUCAUGCUCGUCUUUCAGUAUCUCCCUGCUUCGGACCUCUUUUCAGUCGUUGCAGUCAACCGACUUUGGCGUCAGAUUGCCUUAACAGAGACCAGACAUAUCGAUCUUUCCGAAUGUUUCCCGAUGGAUUGCCUCGGUCUUGGUUUAAAUAAGGAGGAGGUCUACAGUGAUUUUGAUUUUGUGUUCAAUCUCUUCUCCAUGUUUCCUCGGAUCUCUAGUCUUGUGAUCAGGGAUCGGUACAUGCGUGAUCGAGAUUUAAGGGUCGUCACCGCAGGUAUUCUGGCGGGCAAAAUGGCCUUUACAACAGCUACAUCGGGCCCCCCUGUCGGAAGUGAAGCAUAUCUCAACGCUCAGCAAGCCAUUGCACGUCGAAAACAACACCAACAUCAACAAGCACCAAUUCAAGUUCAAAGUCAACAAAGACCGGAUCAACUAUUUUUGAUCAAAUCUACUACACAAGAUUUCGAACCAUUCUUACCAACUUCGUCGUUAACCUCAUCCACAAAGCCACUUACUAAAGUAAUGCGAGGAACUAUCAACGAAGAGCUUCGCGAAUUUUCCCGCUCUGUAGGAACCUACGUGUUAAUUCCUCGAACCAGGAACACUCUCCGCAAAAAGAUCCUUGAGCGAUUCGAACGAAACUUGGAACAGAAGGAGAUCCAGGAGUACUGCUGGAUGAUCGAGAACGGUUUUGAUCCCUGUACAUUCUUAUCUUCAACAGCAUCGUCCUUUAUUACAAAAUCUACGCAUUCAGACUUGAUCAAUGGAUCAAAAGGGUAUCCUUUGGUCCCCAUGACACAUUAUCGGUUCCAGGAUUGCUGCUUUGCCAACGACUGGGGCGCUGUGAUGGACGUUAACAAAUUGCCUAUGAUCGGACUCGCAGCAGCGAUCUCGGGCCAAGGACUCGUUGUGGACCUAGAAGGUUCCUAUGGUGCGCCGUCCAGGAGCAUCAAAUCAAUGCUAGGGUUUUGUUUCGGAGCGCGCUGUGUACUUUCCCUGGACCUUGGGUUCCGCCACACCCAUAUGGAGUUGGAAGAUGUCAUUGAACUACUGAGCGAAAACCCGAUUCUCUACAAGAUCGAUAUUGUAGAUUCGCCUGCAUAUCAUGAAUUGAUCCGCUUACCUGCAUUGCGAGGAUUUGGUAAUCUCUUGGAGCGAAUGCAGGAAGCCUGCUUGAAUUUGGAUGAGAGGGAACUGGAUCUUGCGCUUCAGCAGGCGAAGCAGCUCUUGGUAGAGUUGAAAACUGCGCUCGAUCAGGAGGAAGCAGCUCAUAAGGAUAGAUCGAUACAUUUACGUGAGUCGUCAUCUUCACCACUAUCAGCACCAUUAUCAUCACCAUUACCAUCAAGAAGCUUAGGUCUCCCUGUGGAUUCGCCUUUGAAUAACUAUAGCGACUUGAGUAGACCAAUGGAAUCACUGUUAGGACAACUCGAGUUUCCGGAAGAUACUUCAGAGAAAGAUAAACUCAGGACGGUUGAAGUGCUCCUUAAGGGUGUUAUCCACCAUGGUAUUGUAGGCUUGAUCAACACGAGGGACCAUAAUUCUGGACAAGCGCUACUACACAUGCUGGCAUGGCGGCGCUCUUAUUCGUCAACAAUGGCCGCUCUUGCCAUGAAUCCAUCGUCCUCUCCUAAAGAAGGAGGCAAUAUAUUGAAAGAAUUAACACCACAGUCUCUUUUACAACAACCGACUUCACCCUUCUUGCUCUCCUCUUCAUUUCCACGACAUUGUCCCUCUUCAACUUUGACUUCAACAGGCUUGGGUGCAGGAGGAUUUGUCUCAUCUACUCUUCAGACGUUGUCUGGUUCCUUAGAAUCGGCUGAAGACCCUAUGCCAUCAUCAUCAUUAUCUGGUUUAUCGUCGCUUAUUUCCAUCAGAUCCAUACCAGCAGUGCUUAGCUCUGCACUGUCAUUCCGACGCCUCAGUCUCCCGUCGACUCUGUGGAUUCCGGAGGAUAGUGAAGACAUUGGCGUAGGUGGGGGAACGUAUCCAACGCCGGAUGAAGAAGAUACGUAUGUAAACGGCUAUUUUGAUGCCGGAGAUCUGCUGGAGAACAACAAUAGCAACAGCAAUAGCGUAGUGAUGCAGGGCCCCUCGCCUGUAGAAGGAAAGCAGAGACAGGUUGAGGGAGCAAUUGAUGCACUUGUUGAAGGAAGCCAGCCAGGGAUACCAACGCCAUGCACAACACCUCCGAUGCCAGCAACAAAAGCAAAAGUGACAACCACGUCAGAAUCCCUAUCUGCAACAGAGCCGGAAAUACCUGAGCACCAUCCCGUGGCAGUGGCACUGCGAAUGGCUAAAAGGCUGCUAGAAUUGAAGGCAGAUCCGAAUGUAUAUAAUAAGGAUGGUCGAUCAGCGGUUGUCUGUGCAUCCUACAUGGGGUUCCAACCGAUGGAGGCCCUGUUGAUUGAAUAUGGCGGAUAUUCGAAAGAACUUAUUAGGAUCCGAGAGACCAUGUAGAGUGGAUUACUCGCAUG
Messenger RNA from Lobosporangium transversale, 3137 nucleotides. RefSeq lists its product as hypothetical. The record is from RefSeq and is a predicted model, not a curated record. NCBI's taxonomy places the organism in Eukaryota, Fungi, Mortierellomycota, Mortierellomycetes, Mortierellales, Mortierellaceae. Gene Ontology annotation, molecular function: protein binding. Bases 367 to 3120 code for a protein of 917 amino acids. The transcript has 2 exons.